Molecule: messenger RNA, 6558 nt
Organism: Xyrauchen texanus (razorback sucker)
Lineage: Eukaryota; Metazoa; Chordata; Actinopteri; Cypriniformes; Catostomidae
Product: neurite extension and migration factor-like
Exons: 1
Coding region: 1-3642 (1213 amino acids)
Biological process (GO): negative regulation of cell-cell adhesion mediated by cadherin; negative regulation of cell-matrix adhesion; negative regulation of neuron migration
Cellular component (GO): nucleus
Source: RefSeq, a predicted model, not a curated record
AUGAUAGAGCCCGCAAGUAUCCCUGGGCUGACACAGGACUGUCUGAUUCAGCAGAGUCGCACCUGUCCGGGCUGCUUCAUUGAGACCAAGGAUGUGUCUAAUGGAGAGCCCAGUAUCAACCUCAAAAUGGUUGACAUGAGCCGGGAGUACAGCAGCUGUCCGAUCUCUGAUAUCAACAUGCAGUGCAUGAGCACAAGUGAGACGGGUUAUGGAGACCAGCUCCUAUCAGAUCAGCUUUUGAGCUUUCCUGUCCCCAAAACCCAGUUGCUGGAGAAAACUGACACAGAGAAAGCAGACUUAGAUGAUUCAGCAUCCAAAAUCCUGUAUGAGGGCCUGCUGUUAGACAAGUGCAAUGGAGAGGAUGGCUUGCUCACCAAUCCAAAUCAGGACUGGGGCUACUUUGAGUCUUUCAUUAGUGAGAGUAAAAUGGAAUUGCUGGAUCUCUGCUCUAAGAAUGAGUUAUCCGUAAACCUCUUCUCAGAGGAGGACGUGGACAAUUACAUGUUUGACGAUGAUGACGAUUCCACUCUGAGCAGUGACGUUUGCUCGCUUAAGAUCCGUUACGAAUCUUUUCAGGACAACAUGAGGGAGAAAACCAAUGUCCUACAAGAGGAGACUCAGUUUAACUUUUUCCCAAGUGUCCUGGUGAGCUGCACAAAGAAAGACAGUGGUGUGGUAAAACGAGUUGAUGAGCUACCACUGAAACCAGAGGAGAUUGGAUUUCAAAAUGGCAGCAAAGGCGAUGGAAGUGACAGCUCCACAGAGCAGACCCCUGAUUACAGCCCUAAAAUGAACUACUUUAUAGAUUCAAGCAACUCCGCUGAUGACUCGGGUGAGUAUAGUGAUGACAGCUCCUCCACCGUUUCCUCGUUUGACACCUUCCAAGACAACGGGCCUAGAAACUCGUCCUCACAAAAGAAUGCAAGCUGCUCCAACCAUCUAAACUACGGAUUACGGGCCAAAAGAAAAGUUAGGUACAGUGAUGACUACUUGUAUUACGUCGACUCUAUUGAAGGUGAAAAAAACAUGGAAAAGCGAGACAAGCCACCUAUUGGUCCAAAGCAAGAAGUGGAUGAUGACUGGCGCCCUAAAAAGAGACGAAAGUGCUCUCGUAAGGAUCCACCUGUAAUAAUCAAAUACAUCAUCGUCAACAGGUUCAAAGGAGAGAAAUGUAUGGCCGUGAAGCUCAGCAGAAUCGAUUCAGCCGAUGAGACUGUAAGCUUAGAUGAGGACACAAUCAGCAAAUAUGAGAAGCUUGCACCUCUGAAAGAUUUCUGGCAGGAGAAAGAGAGAGAAAGAGAGGAACAGCUUAAGCUGGCAGCAGGAGAUAAACUCAAUUCCCAACAUCGCACUUUUAGUUCCAGUCCCCCCAAACGAAGAAACAAGCCAGCCAACAGGCUUAGGAUUCAGAGAAUUCAAACUGUGGAGCAAUCACCCAACACGCAGGGUCUCUUUGCCUCUGAUCCCAGGCAGGAGGUUGCUUCUACAGAUGAGACUAGCUCCAUAGGAAGGCCAUUAACAAUAGCCACCAGCUGUGCCUGCACAUUAGACCCAAAUUACAUCAUACACACUGGCGCCCUGAAGAGCAGAUCCCAAGAGAGGGAGGAAAGGAGAAUAGGAAAUAAAAUAUUCAAAAUUAAGAAAUUCAGAAGCGAAGCCAGGAUUAGAAGCAAAAAAAUGAGAGACCUCACAGAGAAUAGUGGGAGCGUGACAGACCUGACAGAAGUUUGCAUGCUGCAGAAAAACACAGACGCUGUAGGAGGUGCUGAAGACAAAAAAGGCAGCGCAGCUGCACACUGUCCCCAUUUGCGUGAGAAUCAAACAGCUAAUAAUGCUGAAAAAUUUGCAUUUGUCUCUACAGCCUGCUCCCCCAACAAAGGGGCAUCGUCUGAGAAUGUGGCCACAAGUGUCCCUGUUAUCCCUGGGGGCUAUCUACAAACAUUACUAGAUGCUUCGGAUUCUUCUGGAGGUAGCACUGGCAUCUCGUUUUUCCCUCAGCCGUCCCAUUCUCAAAUGGAUCAUUCUUUGGAAAAGAGGCAAUUCGACUCAAUUCAGCUAGCACAAAGCUGUGUACUUUCUCCACCAUCAGAAUCUGAGCUCCAACAGUCACCCCAGAAUUGUCCAAAUCUUGCCCAGAUGUGGCACCCCCAACUUGGCUCCAAUCGGCAAUUUGCUGCUGCAAAUAUUGCAGACUCUGCAAUUCAACACAAUAGCUUCACUGGCGAGAUGGCCAUGCCAAUGGUUGAGAGUCUGACAGUAUCCGACUACAACCAGAUGAGUCUAGAGAGCAACAGAAUGCUUUAUGAAAACAAUUACUUGCCCGAGCAGCCAUUGCCUCCUGAUGCUGAGUAUCAAGCUUGUCAGGGACAACCACAGUUUCAAAGAGCCACACUGCACACCAACAAUGGCAGGCUCAUCAGUUUCGACUCAGUCGGCUCACUGUCAGCUACUUCUAGCAAUUACAGCUCUCUGAGUCUCAAGUCUUGCGAGAAGGAUGGCGAGGAGGAUGUGAACGAGAACUUUCUGGCCCACUGCAGUCCCAAACUAGUGAUUCAGCAGAGUAUUGAUGCAAUCAUCCCCCUGAGGGAGUCCACAGACUUGCUGGAUAUCUCCAACUUCACUCCAGAUAAAUUCAGACACACUUCAUUUUCUGAGCUCUCUCCUCCAGAGACACCCAGUUUAUCCCCUCAACUUAUGGCCCAUGAGAUGGUGAAGGCCAAUGACCUCCAGAAAGGGGUUAAGAUGUCAUGCACCAAAGAUGUGAAUUGGGGAUGCAACAUGAAAGAGCAGCACAAUUUGGCUGGUUACUCAGUGGAUGGUCACGAGUAUCAAUUGAAGGUUUUUAAUAGCGGAGACAACCUAAGCCUGGACAAGAAAGAAGCUAAUCAAGCUGACUUUAAUGCAAAGGGGACCAAGUCAAAGAAGAAAAAUAGCAACAAACAGACUGCAGGGCAAUGUACCAAAAAAAGUAAAGCCCCAAGAGCUCCUAAAACAGACAAGGGUAAAGUUCCACGUCAGACUUCACGAGUAUCUAAAAAGUUUAAGGCCUCAUUGGAUGAGAAGGGUGGUAAAGGCCAGGCUGAGGGCGCAACUCAACCGCUGAAAGACAGCGGCUCUGAAGAAUGGACUGGAAGACAAGUCCAUGAUGAGCAACGAGAGUUUGAAGAGCCAUCCAACAUCUUAUCAAACAUUGUCUCAGGGAUGGCUGAGGUGCAGCGAUUCAUGAUGGCCUCUGUCGAGCCAAUUUGGGGUCCUGCUACAAAUAUGUGCCUACCCUCAGAGGCGAACAGCCUAAAUUUAAAAACUCUCAAAAUCCUUGCUGGAACUUCAUCUGACUCUAAGAAGAAAGGCACUGGAGCAUCUGGGGGUACAAAGAGCAGAAAAGGUGGGACAAAACGUGGCAAGAAUCAGGCAAAGUGCAACGCCUCCCUUCCCUUUUUCCCUCAGUUGGCUCUCGGAUCCAACAUGUUCGACAAGCCUAACCUUGGCGCUUCUGGUAUCAAUGGGCCCGCACACAAAAAGAUGUACCGCCACAAAACAAGUGCAAAAUUCCCUCGGAUUGAGAAUCUAAAGGGCAAGCAACCUGAACAAGACCCAAAUAAGGACAAAUCAUUAAUGGCUUCUUUUGAGAAACUGAGGUAAUAUUUUAUAUCUAGCUGCUGAUGCACGUUUCUCACUUUUCUCAUUUCCUCCUGAGUUCCUGUGAUACCUGACUCGAGAUCAGAGAUGCAUGGCAUUACUUUAUCCUUUUAGUAUCCCUACCUUCUUUUUGCCCCACUGAAGAUUUUGAUAUCUUGCAUGAGAAACUUCUUGUACUUGCAAACUACCUAUAGAUCCAUUGUGCAAGGCUUGAUUGAGAUUUUCAAUGACCAUGGCUGCAUUUUUUUUUUUUCUUCUGCAAUCUUGUUUUUGAUGUCUUUUUUUGUUUCUUCCUCACGGAUGUUGAUUCGUUUUUGUCUGAAGAAAAGGAAAAACUUGAAUAAGUGCAAAUUCUCUUUUUUUUGUACCUUUUUUAUUUUCUCAAGUGAAUCUUGCUGCCCUUUUGUAAUUAGAUAUCUCUCUUCAAACAUGUAGCUUAUUAAAAAAUUGUCUUUGUGUGAAGCAAGCUCCCCAUUUCAUUAUGUAUGCAAAAAAAGGAUGCCCUUUUUACUGCUUGACUUUAAUUAGAAAAUGCUCAGCCCCUUGUCUAGGAUAAUCAACAUCCUUGGUAUUCCCCUUAAUAUCAAUACCACACAAUGGGACCAUUUUGUAUCAGAUUAACUUUGUUCUAAUUACUUUCUUACUGUUGGAAUGUACUUAUUUUCUCUCUAUCUACUAUGCUUUUUACAGGAGUUGUACUGGAAAUUGUCUUAGAGGGACAUUUCUAUGCCAUGGAAAUCCCAAAAUGCUUCAUUCUGUGUCUUUUAUUUUUACUUUAAUUUAAAUAAUAAUAAUGAUAAUGAUAUAUAGUAUAGAUUACAACAAUAUAUUAUUACAAAUCGAUUAUUAUUAUUAUUAUUAUUAUUCAGUGUCACUGUACAGAAAUGCACUGUUUAAAGCAAAACAUGGAUUCUAUCAGUGUGCCAAAUGUAAACUCUCUGUGCACAUUAAUUAUCUGUAUGAAAACUAGUCGUUUAAUUUACUACCCCGAUCAGUGCUGGCUGUUCUCUUUCAAGACUUAACAAGAGCUGGCAUUUCUCUUUGGUUUGUGUUUUGUUUCCUUUCGGGACCCUAUCGUUUGAAGAGCACCUGCAGCUGACAGUGGUACAACCACUCAACCAAAACUACUAGACUGAAUUUUCUUACUCGUGUCACCUUACUUGCCAAAUUCAAUGUACCUCAGCACCGCUUCUGCUUAUAAUGAAAGAGAGAAGCAGAGAUAGACUCUUCUUAACAUAGAAGAGAACAUGGAAUAUGUUAAUAGAGGGUGGCAUCAGAUGGUAAUAGAACAUCAUGUACUUUAUUUUGUGUAUUUAAUUUGAAAGAGUAGUUUUGAUGGUUGAAAAAAACUAUAAUGAUUGUUGGAUUUUCCUGUAUCCCACAUUUGAAAAAUGUUCAGCCUCUUUGCCUAAUAUGAAGGAUAUGGUGAGGUUCAAAAGUCCACUUUGAAAAGUUUUAGGAUUUCUAAAAAAAUGUAAACAAAUAAAAGUUAUGACAUACAAUGAAUGAGAAAUGUAUAAGACUCUGGACUAUUUCUAGGUCACCAAUCAAAUGUAUGCGAAUUAUUAAAGUGAUGAUCCUUGAAAACGUCAAUUAUCACGGGUUUUGCUGAAAGGGGGAAAUAUACACAGCCAAUCCCAAAUAGACUUUUGAACCCCACUGUAGGUCAUAACAUGUUUAAAGUAGUAUCAACCUGUAUGAACUUUGGUAAAAUGCUGUUUUUCAUUUGUUAUUAGUGGCACAUCAUUAGAACAUUAGCCCUACAGGUUAAGGUUAUCACAAAAGCUCACGUUACUGUUGUACGAAAACAUUUCAAACUAAAUCAGUGCUUUUUAAAGCUUUGACUGCUUUGGCAUUUACCACAUUUUAAUAGAUGACACCUUUGAUUUCAAAUGAGUUGUUCUAGUAGAGUAUCUCAGGUAAAGUUAUGCCUUACCUAUAGCUUUCACCUUACAAAGAUUUCACUCUUCCCACUCUCCGCCGCCAUAUUUAGGACCAGGAUUAUGCUGAUGUGGAACUGCACACGGGCUGUACGCCCAUCUUGUCUGCCUUCUCUCAUGUCUGCCUGUUGUAAACUGAAUGUACUUCAAGUUUUUCACUAUGUGCCACUGUUUAGCUGCCUCCUCCUACUGGUGCUAAGAGGGUCAUUUUAUUCUCCCACAAAUUAUGAAACAAGGAAUACAAGAAGUGAAAACCCUUCUCCCUCUCUUUAUGAAUGUACAAUAUAUGGUUCUGUUUGAUGUAUUCACAACAUUGUCAUUAAUUGGAAUUGCUUUUGCCUUUCCGUUGGAGAAAUUAUUGAGCUUUAUAAAUAUUGUCUAGAGUUGAUACCAGAGGGAUUCUUAAUUAACUCUCAACAUGACAAAAAUAUUGUAUAUUUUUCUCCGUGCCAAUUUGUAAGAUAUUUUGUAAGUGUUUAUUUUUCUUAGAAAGUGCUGUGAAGUAUUAGUGUGUGUGUGUGUGUGUGUGUGUGUGUGUGUGUGUGUGUGUGUGUGUGUGUGUGUGUGUGUGUGUGUGUGUGUGUGUGUGUGUGUGUGUGUGUGUGAACCUUUUUUAUGCCUCUGUAGGCAGUGAAAAGGAUGUAUAAUGACAAGGUUUUGGUUUUAAAAACCAAAAUAUUAAGGAACACAAAAAAGUUAAAAAUCUACAUUUUGUUGAAGUUUUGUAAGAGGGGAAUUAUCUUGUCGUGAGAGUGUUUGUGUUAUUGUGGAAAACACAUAUAGGCAAAAAACGAAUGGAUAAAAAAAUGUGAACUAUUUGCUGUUUUAUAGAUUUUCUUGUAAAUUAUUCUUGUAUAAUUUUAUGUUGUAUCUGUUGCAAAGGUUUUAAAUAUUUGUGAUCAAGCCUGUAUGGUGAAAUGUAAUAUUGGUAACUUGCUGAGUUUUGUAAUAAUGUUUAUGGAGUACAUAUACAAAUUAA